This is a messenger RNA of Anoplopoma fimbria (sablefish), 1335 nucleotides long. RefSeq names its product pancreatic and duodenal homeobox 1 (gene pdx1). The record is from RefSeq and is a predicted model, not a curated record. Gene Ontology annotation, cellular component: nucleus. The transcript is spliced from 2 exons. Gene Ontology annotation, biological process: type B pancreatic cell differentiation; regulation of transcription by RNA polymerase II. Lineage: Eukaryota; Metazoa; Chordata; Actinopteri; Perciformes; Anoplopomatidae. Gene Ontology annotation, molecular function: RNA polymerase II cis-regulatory region sequence-specific DNA binding; DNA-binding transcription factor activity, RNA polymerase II-specific. The coding region runs from base 117 to 992 and encodes 291 amino acids.
GCUGUGGUGCUGUAGGUCACAUGGUGGCAGAGUGACACACCUGUGCGGAGCCGUGAGGGCCUCGCAGUCGCAGACAGGUAGAGAGAGCAGAGCAGGUUCACGCCGAGGCAGGGCGCAUGCAGGUACGGUACAUGUGCUGGUCCUCGGGAGCCAUGAAUCGGGAAGAUCAUUAUUAUCCUUCUCAGGUUUUUAAAGAGUCCUGUGCCUACCAGAGAGCACAGGUGGAGGACUACAGCCACAGCCCGCCUCCCUGCCUCUACAUGAGCAGGCAGGUCCACUCCGUCUACACACCGCCGGCCAUGGGAGCCCUGGAGCAGGCCAGCCUUCCUGACACCUCCUACAGUCUGCCCAUGCGGGAGGAUCCAGGUGUGCUCCAGCUCCAGCACCCACAGGUGCUCCAGCACCCACAGGCUCUCCAGCACCCACAGGCUCUCCAGCACCCACAGGCUCUCCAGCACCCACAGGCUCUCCAGCAGCCUGUCCAGCCCGCUGCCGGCUAUGGAGCCCCGGGGCAGCAGAGAUAUCACCUCCCGUUCCCCUGGAUGAAAACUACAAAGUCUCACUCACACACCUGGAAGGGACAGUGGUCAGGACCAUAUGUGAUGGCUGAAUCAGAGGACAACAAACGCACGAGGACGGCCUACACGCGCGCCCAGCUGCUGGAGCUGGAGAAGGAGUUCCUGUUCAACCGCUACAUCUCGAGGCCGCGCCGCGUGGAGCUGGCGCUGACCCUGAGCCUCACCGAGCGCCACAUCAAGAUCUGGUUCCAGAACCGGCGCAUGAAAUGGAAGAAGGAGGAAGACCGAAGGAAGACGAGGGGGUCGGACCCGGACCAGGACUCAUCCAUCACCUCUGGAGACCAGGGGGAGGCUGCGGGAGGGGUGACCUCCACCAACGGACCUCAAAGCGCAUCACCUCCUGUUUCCCCGCUCCACGAACAGAGAGCCCGCAUAGACCCGCAGCAGGGGUCGUGUUGUGGAAAACCCAAAUAGAAGAGAGACUUUAAAUCCACAUCUUUAAGGCAGCCCCAUUUGAGAUGAAUCCUAUAAGAUUCAUGACCAUUCAAACCCAGAGGCCUGCCUAUAGUCUCUUUUAUAGUUAUUUACAUAAAAUGCAAAUUUUCCAGGGACCCACUUGGACUUUCUCAAGGACCAACUUAUUGGAUACACUGUCUGUCUGGACUUAAGGGACAUUUCUUCACCGUGCAUGCUUUGAGUUUGUGUGUGUACCAGAUGGCAUGCUGGCACAACCUGAUCAUCUAUUUCCACCCUUUUUAGAAGCAGCAACAUGGAUUCAGCUGCAGACAAACUGAAGCACGGUCUGAUCAUGUUUUAC